Messenger RNA from Gastrolobium bilobum, 1146 nucleotides. Its product is annotated as UPF0481 protein At3g47200-like. The transcript has a single exon. NCBI's taxonomy places the organism in Eukaryota, Viridiplantae, Streptophyta, Magnoliopsida, Fabales, Fabaceae. The coding region runs from base 10 to 1146 and encodes 378 amino acids. The record is from RefSeq and is a predicted model, not a curated record.
AGAUGUUACAUGGGUGAAAUCAAACUAAGCAGUGAUGAGUUUCUUCAUAUGAUGCUUGUUGAUGGCUCUUUCAUCAUUCAACUCUUGAGGGACUUAUCAAAGAACAAUUUCGACGAAGUCCCUUCUCUUAGUAGAUGGAACAAUGUCGAACAAGUCCCUUAUCUUAGUAGAUGGAUGCUACCCACCAUUCGUCGUGAGUUGAUAAUGCUUGAAAACCAGCUUCCUUUGUUUGUUUUGAACAAAUUGUUUGAAUUGACAGAUAACACUCUUGUUCCUUCACAACCAUGUAUGAGUCUGAAUGAUCUUGCCUUCAAAUUCUUCUACCGUUUGCUUCAAUCAGACAAAAGCCCAGAAUGCAAGAAAGAUUAUGAGUUCGAAAUAAAGCACGUUCUCGAUCUUCUAAGAUCCAACAUUCGGUUCAAGUCCGGGGGAAAAGAUAAAAGAGGAAAUCAGAAACAAAUGAUUCGUUCUAUAACAGAGCUAACAGAGGCUGGUGUGAAAAUCAAGGCAGCUGAUAAGAAUCAGGAACUGCUUGAUAUAAGCUUUGAGAAAAAGUGGGGAGUGGUAAUGAGGGAACUCACUAUCCCUCGUUUGCACAUAAGUGAUCACAGAGGGACUGUGUUUCGUAACAUGGUAGCCUUUGAGAAGUGUCACAAGAGAUGUUACCCUGAUGUGACAACUUACAUGUUCUUCUUCAAUAGGCUAAUUAACUCAGCAAAUGAUGUGGCUAUUCUUCAUUAUAAAGAUGUGCUUCACCAUUCCUUAGGGAAUGAUCAACAUGUGGCUGAACUAAUCAACGACAUCACGAAAGAAAUAGUUCCUGAUAUGAAUGAGUCCUACUUGCACAAAGUGGUGAAUGAGGCAAAUGAGUACUUUGGUACAAGGUAUGCAAAAUCAAGAGCUUCUUUAGUGCGUCACUAUUUAACUAGCUGGACUGUGGGCAUAUCAACACUUGGUGCGAUCUUGGCACUUUAUUUCACCUUCUUACAAACAAUUUGUGGAUUUGCGGAUGCGUUAAAAAAGAAUUCAUUGCAGAGUCCAACGUUUGGUUCAAUCAUCAAAGAAGCAUUUGUUCUGCCAUUUCGGGAUGGAUUAAAUUCAUUGGCGAGCAAAACGUUUCGUUUUCGUCACACUCGUAAACCAUGA